AUGGCGGCGACGAGCCAUACGGACUCCGGCGCCGUCCUCAAGCUCGCCUCCGACCCCACGGAGUACGCCUGCGCGCGGCGGCUCCGCCACAAGCUGCUCCUCUCCUACCUCUCCCAGCAAGGCCUCCACCCCACCUUCCAAUCCCUGGUCCGGCAGACGGACGCGCACCUGUCCGCGGAGCAUCUGCGGCAGCUGGUGGCCGGCGGCCUGUGGGGCGAGGCCCUGGACUACCUCGCCCGCUUCCUGCCGCCCGGAGCCGGCGCCGGCGACAACGACAUCCUGGCCCGCCCCAUCCUCCUCUUCCUCCACACGCUCUGGACCUUCGCCAACGUCUCCGCCAGCACGACGCUCGCCGCCGUCACGUCUGACAUGCACCUCCACGACUUCACCGUUUGUCUGUCCGUCAGCCACAGCUUCCUGCUCCGCACUAUCCUCAACCUCAUCCUCCACAAGCCGCCAUUCCGGAACAAGGCGGCCUCCAUUGCCUGUGACCUGGCUCGUGAGUCUCCAGAGUUGAGCCUCCGGCUGCUACUGCCGAGCGACCCAGGGACCCCGCGCGACGUCGUUCCCAUCUGUCCCCGCCAAAGGCGUUACGGGAAACGACCGCCCCGCCGCGCACCGGCACAUGCCAUAACUAAGCUCUAUCUCAACAAGAGGAUGAGCCUGCCUUCUUCCAGCCCCCAGCCUGGAGCCAAUCACACCGAGUCACUAAACAAGGUGGCGGGUCUUAUCAAGGAAUGCUUCAAUGCUGGUGUAUCUCUCAUGUUGCUUCCAUCAGGUCAGAAGAAAGAUGGUCCUGGUGCUCCAUUCCUGAAGACAAAGAUUAGUAGCCUAACACAUCCUGCUAAAAACAUUGGCACCUCAUCAGUUCUAAAUGCAGGUGCUCCAGUCUCUCUCCCUGCCAAAACCUCUGGCACCUUAACUGCAACAGACGCAGGCACAAUUAAUACCAUCCAGGGAAUUGUUUUGAGAAAGCAUCCGAUGACAGAGCUCUCAGCUGCUCAGAAAGAACCUGAUCUGAAAAGGCAGCGGACAUGCACCAAACUGGCAACGGAUCUGCCGCAGACGAACUUGGAUUGAACUUCAUGGCGUAACUAAGUGGUGGCCAGAUUACUCCUGUUGAUAAGUUCCGGGUGUUGUAGAAUAGGUUGUUUUGUUGCUAUCUGCGCUAAGUUAUGCUAAUGAACUUCAGGGACCAAUGGUAUACUAUAUCUUGAGUCAGCGUACUCGUGUUGGUUGGUUUGGUUAGUUCUCAUGUAAUGCCACAAGCUCCUGUUAUAUCAUCAUCAGUGUCAAAUCUAUGAAUUUGUCCGUGCCAGCAAGUAUUCAUGUCGAUAGUUAAGCUGCUUUGCAUACUUACUAUGUACAAGUACACUGUUUUGAUUCUGCAGUUGUUUGCA
Messenger RNA from Lolium perenne, 1400 nucleotides. RefSeq lists its product as uncharacterized. The record is from RefSeq and is a predicted model, not a curated record. Lineage: Eukaryota; Viridiplantae; Streptophyta; Magnoliopsida; Poales; Poaceae.